CUGGGAAGUACACAGGCAAACUCGAUGCCAUCAUCAUCAUCAUUAUCAUCAUAAUUAUCAUCGUCAUUUGCAUUCGGCAUAUUUCUGGGUAUAGACUCUUCUGCAACUCAAACUCUCGAGAUGUUAUACGCGGCAUUUUCUGCAUCUGCGCUGCACGUGGGUGACUUUGAUAAAGCUGAAUAGCUGGCGGCAGUUGUAAUAGCUACUACUCGUCGCGUGGGAAGAGCAAGGACAUCGUAGUAACUAGUACAUCCGCGACACUAGUAGGCGAGUGCCAGCUAUAACUGUAGAUAGUCAUCGCCCGCCAGAUUUCCUGCAUGAUUUGGCCAAAAUUUGACGCCC
Amoebophrya sp. A25 is the source of this 342-nucleotide messenger RNA. The record is from the annotation of a GenBank genome assembly. Lineage: Eukaryota; Dinophyceae; Syndiniales; Amoebophryaceae.